Molecule: messenger RNA, 837 nt
Organism: Nilaparvata lugens (brown planthopper)
Lineage: Eukaryota; Metazoa; Arthropoda; Insecta; Hemiptera; Delphacidae
Product: antigen LPMC-61-like
Exons: 3
Coding region: 15-536 (173 amino acids)
Source: RefSeq, a predicted model, not a curated record
UUACAUAUGCGGUAAUGUUUGAACCCAAGGAGCCAGAUACCGAAGAGCUGCAGCAGCAACUGCUGCAGGAGAGACUUAAGCAGCAUCAACUGGAGGUUCAGCAUCUUCAGCAGAAUCAACUUUAUUUAAAAUAUAUUCAGCAGGAGCUGUUUCAGUUCCAAAACCAACUGCAACAUCAACAGAUGCAGGAACUGCAGCAAUGGCCGUUACAGCAUCAAUGGCCAGAACAGCAGCUGGUAUUUGAAGAGUGGCAACUGCAGCAACGGCAGUUGCUGCGUAUGCAUAUCGAGCUGCAGCUAGUGCAGCAGCAGCAGCUGCAACAGCUGCAAAUAAAGCUACAAGAGCUGAAUUUAAAAUGGUGGCAUGAGCAUCAACAAAUGAAGGCACAGCAGCAGCAGCAGCAGCAGCGAUAUGAGAAAUGGUUACAAGAGCACUGGCUUGAACAGCAACAAGAGUGGAGGAGAGCUCUGUGGAUGAAGCAGUCUCAGAAGCGUGAUGCACAGCAGGAAAGCGAAUGCACUCCUGGCAGCAAAUGACCCAGGCAGCAAAAGGAUAAUUAAUCUGCACCAAAUUGGAGGAUAUUCUUGGAGAACGGCUCUCAAGGAAUAAGCUCAGAUGAAACUGGAUCAACAGACUACAUUCUGCCAGAUCAAAUUGAUAGUGAGACAUCUAUUGCAAGAUGAAGUAAUGAUAGUUAAAUAUAAAGACAGUUUAUGGUAAUAAAAAAUAUGUAAAUAUGUUAAAAUGUGAAUAUAAAAUUUAUAAUGUAUAGGCUCACUGAAUUAUGAUGUAUAUAAUUAUUAACAUGUGAAUAUAAUAUAUAAAAUUUAUAAUGUA